Bathycoccus prasinos is the source of this 2553-nucleotide messenger RNA. RefSeq lists its product with no specific name. The record is from RefSeq and is a predicted model, not a curated record. The transcript has a single exon. Lineage: Eukaryota; Viridiplantae; Chlorophyta; Mamiellophyceae; Mamiellales; Bathycoccaceae. The coding region runs from base 1 to 2553 and encodes 850 amino acids.
AUGUGUGCGAAAAGUAUUGAUUUUUACGGAGACGUCACAUGCCGCAAAAAAUUGUUGGUGGUGCAAGAAGACGGCUCCACGAUAGAUAUUGUGGAAACGAUAACAACUUUGUUCGCGGAAAAUUUGGAGCUUAAAAAUCGUUUGGCAGCCGUCGAGUCGACGCACGGGUGGUUCUUCAAACCGCCGAGUCCACCACCGCCGAGUCCACCACCGUCGGUACCAAUCCCAGACGACGGCAGUUGGCAUACUUUCGUCGCCGAGUGUUUGGCCGAAGCUCCGGUCACCGGCGAGUGCACUGACUGGGCGUCUGGUAAUAACUACGGCGCGAUGCCGAAUUGGGACGUGAGUUUGGUGACGGAUAUGAGUGGAUGGACUGGAAGUGCACAUAAAGGCUUUGGCGGUAAAAGUACAUUCAACGCUGAUAUUUCGAAGUGGGAUACAGGGAAAGUGACUUCUAUGUAUUAUAUGUUUCUUCGAGCUCCUGCGUUCAACCAAGACAUUGGGAGUUGGAACACGGCGCAAGUGACUACUAUGUAUGGAAUGUUUAAUUCCGCUUCUGCGUUCAACCAAGACAUUGGGAGUUGGAACACAGCGCAAGUGACUUUUAUGCAUGGAAUGUUUUAUCUCGCUUCUUCGUUCAACCAAGACAUUGGGGGUUGGAACACAGCGCAAGUGACUGAUAUGAAAUCUACGUUUGAGCGCGCUUCUGCGUUCAACCAAGACAUUGGGAAUUGGAACACAGCAAAAGUGACUACUAUGUUUUAUAUGUUUAAGUUAGCUUCUGCGUUCAACCACGACAUUUCCUCGUGGACCGGAUCCGCGGCGACAACAGCGCAAGGCGACAUGUUUACUUCCGCAACUGCGUUUCAAGCGAAAUUUUCGUGCACCAACGCCGUCACCGGUCCGGCGAAUUCGUGCACGUGUACCAAGUGCUUCCCGGACGCGAGUUGGCACGUUUUUGUCUCGGAAUGCUUAGAACUUGAACCGAAAUACGGCGAAUGCAUGAGUUGGGAUAAAGUAGGGACGUACGGGACGAUGCCGAAUUGGGAUACCGGAUUGGUGACGGAUAUGGGUAAAAAAUACUCCUCGGAAAGAGGUUACAUGGGGUUCUACAAUCAAACAGAUUUCCGAGGCGAUCUUUCGAAAUGGGACACGUCGCGCGUGAAAUCCAUGGAAUCUAUGUUUUACGACGCCGCAUCGUUUAUUGGCGACGGCAUCUCAAAUUGGGACGUUUCUCACGUGACGAAUAUGGAUAGCAUGUUUUAUAAAUCUUUGGCGUUUAACCAACCUAUCGGGAGUUGGGACACGUCCAAAGUCACGGACAUGUACGCAAUGUUUGAAUCUGUCGCCUCGUUUAACCAGGACAUUACAAACUGGGACGUCUCUCAAGUGACGAGCAUGGAACGGAUGUUUUACGAGUGUUCUUCAUUCGACCAAGACGUUUCUGCGUGGACUGGUGUCGCGUCCACGACGGCGCAAACCGACAUGUUUUACGCGGCGACUUCGUUUCGAACGAAAUUCGCGUGCGCGAACGCGAACGACGGCCCGGCGAAUACGUGCACGUUGCCGGAACCGAUUCUCGAUGCAAACUGGCACGCGUACGUCGCAGAGUGUUUAGCGAUUGCGCCGAUGGAUGGUUUGUGCACUUCGUGGGACAAAUACGGCGCGCACGGCGCGAUGCCGAAUUGGGACGUGAGUUUGGUGACGGAUAUGAGUGGAAUGACUGGAAGUGUUUUUCAAGGCUUUGGCGGUAAAAGUACAUUCAACGCUGAUAUUUCGAAGUGGGAUACAGGGAAAGUGACUGAUAUGAAUCAUAUGUUUUAUAAAGCUUAUGCGUUCAACCAAGACAUUGGGAGUUGGAACACGGCGCAAGUGACUUCUAUGAGAGCUAUGAUUAAUCAAGCUUCUGCGUUCAACCAAGACAUUGGGAGUUGGAACACAGCGCAGGUGACUAAUAUGGAAUAUAUGUUUUAUUCCGCUUCUGCGUUCAACCAAGACAUUUCCUCGUGGACCGGAUCCGCGGCGACGACGGCGCAAACUGAAAUGUUUCGCGACGCGACUGCGUUUCAAGCGAAAUUUACGUGCACCGACGCUGUCACCGGUCCGGCGAGUUCGUGCGUAGGUCCCUCGCCAAUUCCAGACGCGAGCUGGCAUGCUUUCGUCGGGGAUUGUUUGAUGUGGGAGGAAUCUCCAGUGAUUGCGGAGACUGGAGAAUGUAUAGACUGGGCUCGAUCGAAAGAUGUUUGGUACGGGACGAUGCCGAAUUGGGAUACGAGUUUGGUGGAAGAUAUGCGUGGAUGGACUGGAAGUGCUUAUCAAGGCUUUGGCGGUAAAAAGACAUUCGACGGCGACAUUUCGAAGUGGGACACCGGGAAAGUGACACAAAUGACACAAAUGUUUAAGUACGCUUCUGCGUUCAACCACGACAUUUCCUCGUGGACCGGAUCCGCGGCGGCGACGGCGCAAACUGGCAUGUUUACUUCCGCAACUGCGUUUCAAGCGAAAUUUACUUGCACCGACGCUGUCACCGGUCCGGCGAAUACUUGCACGUAA